Molecule: messenger RNA, 878 nt
Organism: Actinia tenebrosa (Australian red waratah sea anemone)
Lineage: Eukaryota; Metazoa; Cnidaria; Anthozoa; Actiniaria; Actiniidae
Product: mammalian ependymin-related protein 1
Biological process (GO): cell-matrix adhesion
Cellular component (GO): extracellular region; lysosome
Molecular function (GO): calcium ion binding
Source: RefSeq, a predicted model, not a curated record
GUGCUUGGUACGGAUUUUGUCACACAUAUAUAUAGCGUGACUCUCCCAUUGGAAAGCCCAUCUAGUGAAGGUAGUUUUCCAUCAAAGAUGUACGCUUUUGCAGCUUUUCUCGUUUUCGCGGUGGUCGUCAAUGCACAGAGGCCAGAACCUUGUGAAGGACCAAAAGUAUGGGAAGGAAAGCUUUUCCAGGUCGACCACAGCAAGAACUUUAGCAUUCUUGGCAAGUUGUCGUACGAUGCCUCUAAUGAACGAGUCCGCAUCAUUGAGGAAAUUAAUUUGUCUGGCGGAAAAAGAUAUUUUUACGACUUUAUCAUUCUUUACCGAGAGCAACGUUUGUACCGCGUCGAACUGAGCAUCAAUGGCACAGGUAAAUGUGUUGUGUCGGAGUUCAAAGAAUCCUUCAGACCAGCAGAAAUCCCGAAGGAUGCCAAAUUUGCAACAGAGGCAUACAUUGGAGCAAGCUUACCAGAGGUUGGUGUGCUGGUUAACAUCUUUUAUGGAAAAGAAGAAAGAAAAGGAGUAACAGUGGACUACGUGGCUACCGUGACAGCAGAGGGUUGUAUACCAGUGAGCAGUGUUGUAUACACUCAAAAGACAGGUGCAAUUCAUUCAAGCUUCUUCGAUAUAGUCUUGGGAAUUGAAGAUCCUGAACGCUUCGUGCCUCCAAGUAGCUGUGAACAAGUGGAGCAUUCUGGAAGGAUUCCCAUGCACCUUUGAGUCAUGCAGAUAAACAAAAUAGUCCUUGCGGAAGCCAUACCGAGGACUCAUACACAUGGAUUAACAUUGAAGCAACUUUGAUUUAAUACUGAUUGCAAUAAGAACUUUAACUUUAAGAAAAUUAACAAUGAUCGAAUAAAGCUUGAAGAAUUUCAAGAAUA